AAGUACGGUAGAAACCGGACAUGUCGUAAAGCUCGCAGCUGAUAUAAAGACGUGGUUUGUUCCGGAGAAAAGUGGAUUUAGCCUCUCCACCGAGGGCGGAUUUUAACGGGAGCAAACGGGCUUUUAACUAUGAAUAUUGCACAUUUUCGAAGUAGAGUAUUUAAUUUAUCUGUACAAUGAGAGAUUUGUGUGUUUUCCUGUGGGAACUGGGUGCUGUAAUGCCGACCAGCUCGCCUUCGACUGAAGAAACAAUGCAGGCCUAGCUAGCCGAGGCUAAUCCGGCCCAACGCACCGCAGUGGGAUUUAAACCGUGGACGGAGCUGUGAUUUAAAAACUUUUGUAGCGACAUAACACGCAAUGAGUUCCCAGCUCCAAGUCUUCUCUCCCCCCUCCAUCUCCUCCAGUGCCUUUUGCCGAGUGAAGAAGCUCAAGGUGGAGAGCAAUGUCUGGGACGUCUCCACCACUGAGGCCUACAGCUCCAUAGCCGGCCAGUCGGCGUACGCCUUCACCCCCGCCAUGGCCGUGCCUCCCUUUGCGCCGUCGCUCGUCUUCCCUCCCGCGGCCACCGGCUCCAGGGGUCAAGUGGUGGUGCGAGCAGCCGACAGCACGGGUAGUCUUCCUCGCGGGUCCAGCCGACGCGUCGCGGAGCAGACCGCCUCCUCUUACAACCACGAGACGUCCGCGGAAGCGAGGAGCCAAAGGCACGGCCAGAAGAGGAAGAUCGAGGAGGCCAGCGAGGGCAGCGGGAGCGGCUGCGGCAGCGUUCAAAUCCUGGAGGAGCUCUCGGCUCCGGCCGCGGCGUACUCCACCCGUACGGGCGGCGGGGGGGGAGGGGGCACGGGCCAGUCCAUCCCUCACUCGGCUCCCACCACCAAGAGCAGCAGCUCGAACGGCGAGGGGGAUUAUCAGCUGGUGCAGCACGAGAUCCUCUGCUCCAUGGCCUCCAGCUAUGAAGUGCUGGAGUUCCUGGGGAGGGGCACGUUCGGGCAGGUGGCCAAGUGUUGGAAGAGGGGCACCAAUGAGAUCGUGGCAAUAAAGAUCCUGAAAAACCAUCCUUCAUAUGCUCGUCAGGGACAAAUCGAGGUGGGCAUCCUGAAUCGGCUGAGUGCGGAGAACGCAGACGAGUACAACUUUGUGCGCUCGUACGAAUGCUUCCAGCACAAGGGCCACACCUGCCUGGUGUUUGAGAUGCUGGAGCAGAACCUGUACGACUUUCUCAAGCACAGCAAGUUCAGCCCGCUUCCCCUGCGACACAUCAGACCCAUCCUGCAGCAGGUGGCCACGGCGCUGAUGAAGCUGAAGAGCCUGGGGCUGAUCCAUGCGGACCUGAAACCUGAGAACAUCAUGCUGGUGGACCCCAUCAGGCAGCCGUACAGGGUGAAGGUCAUCGACUUUGGCUCAGCGAGUCACGUCUCCAAAGCCGUGUGCUCCACCUACUUACAGUCUCGCUACUACAGGGCUCCAGAGAUCAUUUUGGGCCUGCCGUUCUGCGAGGCCAUCGACAUGUGGUCUUUGGGCUGCGUGAUCGCUGAGCUGUUUUUAGGCUGGCCGCUCUACCCCGGGGCCUCCGAGUACGACCAGAUUCGGUACAUUUCUCAGACUCAAGGCCUGCCGGCCGAGUACCUCCUGAGCGCCGGCACAAAGACCAGCCGCUUCUUCAACCGAGGCCCAGACUCCAGCUACCCGCUCUGGCGGCUUAAGACACCAGCAGAGCAUGAAAUGGAGAUGGGCAUCAAGUCGAAGGAGGCCAGGAAGUACAUCUUCAACUGUCUGGAUGACAUGAUGCAGGUCAACCUGUCGUCUCACCUGGAGGGGACGGACAUGCUGGCCGAGAAAGCUGACAGAAGAGAGUUCAUAGAUCUCCUGAAACGGAUGCUUCGUCUGGACGCCGACAAGAGGUUCACUCCCACCAAAACCUUGGGUCACCCCUUCGUCACCAUGAGUCACCUGAUAAAUUAUCCGCACAGCUCGCAUGUCAAGUCGUGCUUCCAAAACAUGGAGAUCUGCAAACGUCGGAGCGCGUACGACAGCAGCAAGUCUCUGUACUCGACCAAUGCCGUUCCUAGCGCUGCCGCAGGAAACCUCACCGUGACCUUCAGCAGCCAGCUCAACCAGCAUAACCAGGUGCCUUCUGCAGGGGGCGCGGUGCCUUUGCUGAACUACCAGCCAGCUCUCUACCAACAGGCGACCAUCAACAUUCCCGGUUUGGCUCAGCAGAGCGUCCCGAUUCCAGCCCGGCCCGCCGGGCUGUGUAGCCAGACAGAACCGUUCCAGCAGACCCUCAUCGUGUGUCCGCCUUCUACUAUUCAAGGGCUACAACCAUCCAAUAAGAGCUCCAGCUUCCCUGUGAGGGUGGAGAACUCUGUACCUAUAGUACCUCAGAACCAGUCGGCUCAGUCCCUGCAGAUCCAGCCCAGUAUGCUCACGCAGGGUUCCUGCACGCCCCUGAUGGUGGCCACCUUGCACCCGCCCCCAGCAGGCAUAGCCCCUCAGUAUUCCCUGCCCCUCGGGCUGGGCCCCGGGGUGGGUCGGCCCACCCUCCUGGAGCACACGGCCACUGUGCUGCAGGCCUGGCCCACUGGUACCCAACAAAUCCUCAUCCCCUCGUCGUGGCAGCAGGUCCCAGGCGUGGCCAUCCACGGCUCCGCCCACCAGUCCAACAUCACCGAGUCCCCCCUGGAAACCAUCCAGUCGGCCGCUGCCGUGCAGACAGGACAAAGCUGGCGAAACGUAAGUCAAGCCAGGACGCAGCAAGAGCGGAAGAAAGGAAAAGCCAGAUGUGGGGAGAACAGGAACAGGGGCGCAUCCACGGCAUCUGUACUAGGCAGCGGCGUGACCCCGCCCACCUCCUCCGCGGCGUUGUCCCAGCCAAUCAUCAUCUCGGACACCCCCAGCCCAGCCGUCAGCAUCAUCACCAUUCACAGCGACACAGACACCGAAGACGAGCGCAAGUUCCACCCCGCCAGCGUUGGACUGAGCCGCACGGAGCGCACCAAUGUCAUCAGCUGCGUAACCGUGCAUGACUCCGACUCGUCCACGGCGAGCCCGCUGACUCCCCGGCCUCGCCACCUGAACGGCCCGGGCUCCCUGUCUUCCCGGCAGGCCAAGUCUCUGGCAGUGGUGGCUCCUUCAGUCAAAGGCCAGCCGUCUGAGCGGGCCGCGGCCUCGCAUGGCCGCGUGGAGACCGGUACUUACAUGAAGCCAAAAAGGUCGUCCAACAGGCAGCCCUGCAGUGCAGGGGAAAGCAUGGACCGAGCUGGGCUGGUCCCAAGCCAGUCACACCCUUUAAACCUCAGCCAGGUUCAGUCGGUGGUUUCUUCCUCCCAGGAGCGUUCGCUGGUCUCCCACAGCAGCUCAUCGCUACACCGCCAGCAGACGUUCCCGCCGACCGUCGCCGCCUCUCACUACAGCUUCCCGGAAGUGUCGGCCCUGGCGCCGGGCUCGGCCGCCGCCGGCCUGUACACCUACCCGGCGUCCACCGCCCUCUCCUCGGCCUCUCAGGCCAUGGAGCAGCUGCUGGCCCGGGGUCACGGCAGCCACGGACACUCCCCCUCCGCCUAUGCAGCAACGUACGCCUCCUCUUCGUCCUCCAGGAGGGACUCAGCCAGUCGCAAGGAAAGCGUCAGCAGCCUGCUGCACGGCCUGCCGGCGGCCUACCAGCACCAGUUCGCCGCCGGCUCCCCCUACGUCAGCGUGACGCCCCGAGCUGAGGCGUACGGCGCCUACCAGCUGAGCCCCAGGCGCCUCGCCCAGUACCCCUACUUAUAGGGAACCGAUGCAAUGAGAGGUAGAGAUGCCACCCCCCCCCCCACCCCACCAGUCGCAUACCGUCACAAAGGGACGUUCAAACUUUAGACUUACCGUCGUGUCACUCGUUUGCUGCUUUUAACCACAAAGCAUUUCAGCCCUCGCUAUCCGAUAGGCUCUUUGGGGCUAUUUUAGUGUAUUUGAAAUGACUUUUGGUAUUAUUUGUAACGUAUCCUAAUAUUUUCCCCCUUGGGCUCAUAUUUUAUCCCCAUCCUAGUCUAUCUAAUUCUAAGACAUUGUGUUCGAUCUGCUUAUCUGUGUGAAGAGAGGUUGUCCUCCUGCCACUAGCAGCAA
This is a messenger RNA of Fundulus heteroclitus (mummichog), 4101 nucleotides long. Its product is annotated as homeodomain-interacting protein kinase 1. Gene Ontology annotation, biological process: peptidyl-threonine phosphorylation; intrinsic apoptotic signaling pathway in response to DNA damage by p53 class mediator; peptidyl-serine phosphorylation. Gene Ontology annotation, molecular function: protein tyrosine kinase activity; protein serine/threonine kinase activity; ATP binding. The coding region runs from base 358 to 3768 and encodes 1136 amino acids. The transcript has 18 exons. Gene Ontology annotation, cellular component: nucleus; PML body; cytoplasm. The record is from RefSeq and is a predicted model, not a curated record. Lineage: Eukaryota; Metazoa; Chordata; Actinopteri; Cyprinodontiformes; Fundulidae.